Molecule: messenger RNA, 967 nt
Organism: Jatropha curcas
Lineage: Eukaryota; Viridiplantae; Streptophyta; Magnoliopsida; Malpighiales; Euphorbiaceae
Product: coiled-coil protein
Source: RefSeq, a predicted model, not a curated record
CGGUAGCCCAUGGACAGUGAAUUUGGACCGUCGAUUAAUUACCAGAAACCAGAGAGAAGAGUAGGGUUGAGGAGAUACAUAGGGAAACCGAGAUGGGAGGGAAAGGAAGGAGGAGAAGAGAGAAGAACUACUUAGCCGCUCAUGGAGGGCGAACUCGUUUUCCGCCGCCACCUGACCCCUCUCAACUCGACGCUCUUCCCUCUAAACUGCGGCAAAUCAUGUCCUUUACUUCUCAUCUACGCGAAGGAUCUGCUGAACCUUCCAAGCGUGACGAAGGGAAGAAGAAACGGAGAUGUGGUGAUGGCGAAAAAAAAAUUCCUCUGGAGGAUGCUAUUGCCUCAGAACCUACAUUAGAUCAAAGUGAUGAUGGCAUACCUCAACAUUCAGAUAAUGAUGAUGAUAAUGAGAUUGUGCAUCAAAGUGGAGAUGGAAAGAAAAAGAAAAAAAGAAAGAGAAAACAGGUCACUGACCUUCGGUUUGAAGCAUCAAUAGACAAGACAAAAACCAAUGAGAAAAGGCGAGAGCGCAAGAAAAAGUAUUUAGAAGCAAAGAAGAAGAAACAACAAAAGUCUAGAACCAAAGAGAAUUUGGAUUUUCCUGGACCUGAACAGAUAAAAUUUGGAGAUGUUGUCCAAGCUCCACCAAAACUACUUGCGUUUCCUAAGGCACUGAAGAAUGUCCCAGAUGCUUCACAAGAAAGGGUUCGGUUACAGGCUGUUGAGGCAUACAGGAAGCGCAGAGGAUGGACCUCCAGACCAGGGCUUCAGCUUCCUGCUGUUACUACAACACCAUCUUUGUAAUUGGUCAGCGCUAAAUGCAUAUUCAUAUUUUGUAGGACCAAUGCUCAAAAUGCUGUUCAUGAUGAGUGAUAUCUUUGAGUGGCAGUUCACUCUGCUUCAAUUUUGUUGUUAGUUUGGAAGGAGAACGAUUUCAUAAUAUGAAUAGAUCCCCAUUCUUCUCAUCAUUA